AUGAACCUAAAUUAUUCAGAAUUCAAAUUUCCAUGCAUGAAAGGUCACCCUUGGCAUAAGUUUUUUGCAAAUUCUGUACCCCCCGAGGUAAUUGAUCUUGUGUCAACACUACUUCAAUACUCACCUAAUUUGUGUCUUACAUCGUUGGAGGCCUGCUCUCAUCCAUUCUUUGAUGAAUUGAGAGAUCCUAACACAUGUUUGCUUAGUGGCAAACCUCUUCCUCCUUUAUUCAACUUCACAUCUAAAGAGCUUGAAAGCGCUUCUCCUAAACUAGUUCGACGCCUCCUACCCGAGCAUUGAACUAAACUCGGGGUCAAGAAGUUUAGGCCGAGUUUGGUAGAGAGCUUCUUUUCC
Zingiber officinale is the source of this 354-nucleotide messenger RNA. RefSeq names its product shaggy-related protein kinase theta-like. Gene Ontology annotation, biological process: signal transduction. Gene Ontology annotation, cellular component: cytoplasm. The transcript has 4 exons. Bases 1 to 300 code for a protein of 99 amino acids. Gene Ontology annotation, molecular function: protein serine/threonine kinase activity. The record is from RefSeq and is a predicted model, not a curated record. NCBI's taxonomy places the organism in Eukaryota, Viridiplantae, Streptophyta, Magnoliopsida, Zingiberales, Zingiberaceae.